Hyposmocoma kahamanoa is the source of this 2012-nucleotide messenger RNA. RefSeq lists its product as uncharacterized. Lineage: Eukaryota; Metazoa; Arthropoda; Insecta; Lepidoptera; Cosmopterigidae. The coding region runs from base 1 to 867 and encodes 288 amino acids. The transcript is spliced from 6 exons. The record is from RefSeq and is a predicted model, not a curated record.
AUGGCUAGUUAUUUUUGGGUUGCUACCGACAAACUGGAAGUAUUUGUUACGGAUUAUAUAAAGAUAUUUUACACCUAUUUCACAGAAGCAAGUUUUGUUGCUUGUUUAGAGGACAGUAAUUUAGGUUUACAAAUGAAUAAAAAAGUGUUAUUUAACGCGGGAAAACGUAUCUUAACGAAUCCAGGAGAAUUAAAAAGAGUUAGCAUUGAAGAGGAGGAAAAAUCAUUGUGUGUUAAGUUGCUCACUGAUUACUGCGGCAUUCCUUUGAAAUUAAAUCUGAAACUUACAGAAGGUUCCAAAGAAUUGUAUUUCCAGAAAGUAACUAGGGUAUUAUUGCAAGUGAUACAAGACCUUACAUUUAGCCAGCAAGAACUCAAAAAAGAAUUGUUUAAAAAGGAUGAAGAAAUUGAAGAAUACAAGUGUGAAGGUGGAGAAAUUGCUUUAAGGCACUUGAAAACAAUUCCAUUUAAUGAGAAGGAGCACAUGAACAGACAUACUGCAUUCAGUGCACAUUUUGGUACUUCUAAUAUUUUUCAAAUAUUACUUCAAAAGUCUGUUGUUGUCCCGGAUAUGAAAAAAAUUGAUAUGAAACAAGAAGAAUCAGAUUUUCUAGAAACACAAGACACAAAUGCAAUAUUGAACAAUUCUAGCAUUAAAAUAGAACAAAACAUAAAAGAACCAGCAGCAACCAUUUUAAAAAUGGAGACCAAUGUUCUGGAUACGGAUGUAUCUAAUGGUGAACAACCAAAGAUUGAAACUGAAGCCAGUGUUAAGAUUGAAAAUAUGAAACUGGAACAAUCUAAUUCUCGGAUAAGUAGACCUAUGGUUAGCCCGCAUAAACGCAAAAGGUCUAAAUUGAAUUAUUAAUAAAUUGUGAUAAAAUAUUAAUAGGUACAUACUACGCAUGUAAUAUUUCUUACAGUAUAUUAUAAAAUAAAUGAAGUACGGAGGAUUAUUUAUUGUCAAGUGGGUUUUUGUUAUCAUGCAAUUUAUAAAAAAAACUAUUAAGAACUUAUAUAUUUUAUAUUAAAACUUUUAUUAUACAUAGAACUGUUAAUAACUAACAUAAUUUAAUUGUGCUGAGUAGUUACUGGUAAUGAGAGUUAUUGGAGAUAUGUUCAAAAUAUGCAUAAUUUAUUAUUAAUUUCGUUGCAAAUACACAUUUGUACCUUCAUGACGAGAGGAAAGGUUUGGCUUGAUUUACUUUUUUGGAAGUACAAUCAACUUAAAAGUCGCUGAUUUUCUAAAGACAUUAAUGAUACUGACAACUUUACAUGUUGUAUCAAAUAUUAAUUUUACAAGUUUUAUUCCACAAGCAUUUGUUUAUGUCAUAAUCUCUAAAUGAUCAGUGCUUUUUGACUGAACUAAUUACGUAAGCAUUUGGUAUAACAUCCUCUAAAACUCCACCGCCUAUGUAUUGGAAUCACACUUGUUACCUGGCACUAUUUGUCAAGACAUCAUCUAUGAUACAUUCAUUCUAUUAAAGUAUACUUUUAUUUUAAAUAAAACAAUUUCAUAGUACUAAUAUUGAAAUUCAACAUGUUCUAAACAAAGCAGAUAUAAUUUAGGCCUAAUUUUGUCUACUCCAAAAACGUAGAUAUAAUAUUUUUUACUGCCAGCAGUUAAUAUUGUUAUGGGACCAGCCCAUUACGGGACGAACACCUUUUAUAGCAAUUAAAUAAAUAAACUGAAAUUAACUGACAUUUCAAUAAAUAAACUGAAAUUGACUGACAUUUCAAUUAAGUACAUAAUAUUAAAAAGUAAUUAGUGGUCAAGUUCGAGAAGAUAUUGCAGUCAGGGAAUAGGUUAAUAUUCUAAUUAGGUACUAAAAAUCAAUGCUGGGAAUGCAUUGCAUUUACCAGCAAAUACUGUGUGACCCUUUUGUUACUGCAGGUGGCAACACACAAAGUAUUAUCAUACUUACUUUAUGUAAAUAAUCUGUGCUUUAAUUUUUGUUUUGUAAUUAUUUAUUUGUUUCUUACAUGUAAAUGUUUUUAAUUUUUUUUCUCUCU